Molecule: messenger RNA, 995 nt
Organism: Stegodyphus dumicola
Lineage: Eukaryota; Metazoa; Arthropoda; Arachnida; Araneae; Eresidae
Source: RefSeq, a predicted model, not a curated record
ACAUAAUGGCUUAUCGCUACUGCAGAUUUAAAGGCUGUAAUAGAAAGAUUGAAUCAAAAAGUGAUGGAAUACAUUUCUACAGAUUUCCCAAGGAAGAACAAAGAUGUCAAGCUUGGGUCAAGGCUUCGCAGAAUGAAAAGCUUGUGGGUGUUCCUGCCUCUGACCUACACAAAAGAGCCUAUCUAUGUAUGGUACAUUUUGAAGACUGGUGCUUCGUUAAUAUCACUACUAAACAUCGUUUAGUACACAAUGCAGUACCAUGUUCUACAAAACUCCAGGUGACAAAGGGUUUGGUUCCAGAUAAAGUGCCUGAGUUAAGUCACAUGACAGUGCCAAAUUCUGUGACAAAUGGUUCAGUUCGAGAUAAAAUGCCCGAGAUAAAUCAUAUCACAGUGCCAAGUUCUGAACAUCAUCAGUCAGAUUUUCAACAGGAAUUAAUAUCCAAUGUUCAAGGACCCAAUAAUCUUUAUCAAAAUGUCUGCUCCACUGAACUUUCAACUUGUAACGCUUCUUUAAUGUCUCUCACUCCACAGCAGUCAUUUUCAACACCAGUGACCUGUAGCACACCGAAGUCACAUUAUUCUGGGAAAAAAUACACACCCAAAAAAUCACAAUUGGCAAAAAAAGUUAAAAAAUAUCGUGACAUGGUAACAUUGAAUACCCAGAAAACAAAAAGAAGACGUUUUACGCAUUCAGAUAAAAUCGAUGCCUACCGCAUCUACAGCAAAAGUCGGGCAGCUUAUCGUGUUUUGAAAGAGUUCCUUGAACUUCCAGCUGAACGAACUCUUCAACGUUUUGUCUCAUCAAAAUUGUCAUGUACAGGAAUCAGUGCAGAUAUCAUAUCAGCACUAAAACAAGUUUUACAAAAUAAGGAAAAUCACGAAAGAAUGUUUGCAUUGAUCUUUGAUGAGAUGUCAUUGAAACCCUGUCUAGUGCAUGAUAAACAAAAUUAUCGCAUAGUUGGAUUUGAGGACUUAGGUGGUUUUUCCCAGUGA